AUAAAAACACGUUUUUUUCAAACCUCUUUAAAGAUUGGUUGUGAGCGCUUAAAGUAUCGCAUGUGUUUGUUUCUUCUUAUUUAAUUUAAAUUAGUUUAAUUAUAGAAGUUGAUAAUUUCAAUCAUGGAAGUAGAUUCAGAACCUUCUACUCAAUGUAAUGCAAGCAGGAUCUUCGAAGGUUACAAAGCUCUUGGUCUAAUUGCUGGAGACAAACCUUUCAUCGUACGUUACAUUGAUAAAUUUGAAGAUGUAAGGAUUGUUAUUAUUGUCGGAAAUUAUUUUCAUACCUACAACUCUAAGUUACAAUUAAUCGAAACAAGCCAUCCUCAUCCUGGUCCAGUGAAUGCCUUAGCGUCCGAUUCAAAAAGUGUUUUCUCGUGUUCUGAAAACAAAAUAUAUGCAUGGAGCGGUGGUCGUAGAAAUUUAUAUCAAGUUUUCGAAGGCCAUGAAUCUCGCAUACAUUCACUUCUAGCUUUUGGACCUCAUUUAAUAUCUGUUGAUGACUCGAAUGUUUUCAGAGUUUGGGAAAUUUCCACAGCUGAAACUGUUCUUGAGGUACCUUUUGGUGAAGGGUUCACUAUUACAUGUUUACUUCACCCAAGUACUUAUAUCAACAAAAUUCUUCUUGGAUCAAAGCAAGGUUCAUUGCAACUUCGAAACAUUAGAACUCAAAAAUUAAUUCAUACGUUCAAAGGAUGGAAUAGUAAAGUUACAGCUAUUGAACAAGCUCCUGCAGUUGAUGUUGUUGGAAUAGGGUUGGAAGAUGGUGUUAUUGUUGUUCAUAAUUUGAAAUAUGAUGAAACUUUAAUGACUUUUAUUCAAGACUGGGGGCCAGUUCUCAAUAUCUCAUUCAGAACUGAUGGUCCUCCUCACAUGGUUACCUCAAGUGACAAAGGACAUGUAGCAAUCUGGGAUCUAGAAAAGCGUAAACUUUUUGUUCAGAAGCGAGAUAUUCAUCAAGCUAAAGUAACAGGAUGCCAAUAUAUCUUUGGAGAAGCUUUAUUAUUGACUAGUUCACCUGACAAUUCACUCAAAAUGUGGUGCUUUGACGAUCCAGAAGAAAUAGGAAGAACUCUUCAUUGUCGAGAGGGCCACACACAUCCGUCAACUUUUAUUCGAUUUUAUGGAUCGGAGGGACAAAAUAUUCUAAGUGUUUCAUCUGAUUCAACUUUCAGAAUGUUUUCAGUUUAUAGUGAAAGGCUUCAUCGGAGUCUCGGCAAAGCUUCAUUCAAUCGAAAGUAUGCUAAAAAAGUUGGUGUUGCAAAUGAUCCUAACGUUAUGCCACCAAUUGUUGAUUUUGCUGCGGAAAGUAUCCGAGAAGAUGAUUGGGAUAAUGUAAUUGCCAGACAUGCAGGUCUUGCAAGAGUAACAACAUGGACAACGAAAAAGAUGCGUAUGGGAUCUCAUAAAUUGCUGCAUGAACGUUUUAAAAACACUAAAGAUAUCGUGUGUACGGCUCUUGCUAUCAGCAGCUGUGGUAACUUCGUCAUUCUUGGUUACAAUACUGGUCAUAUCGACAGGUUUAAUAUUCAAUCUGGAAUUUUUAGAGCAUCUUAUGCUAAAAUUAAUGAAAAAGCAGCACAUGAAGGAUCGGUUUCUGGAAUAGUUUGUGAUGAAACGUGUCGAUUGCUCGUUAGUGGGGGUAAAGACGGAAUUAUCAAUUUUUGGGUAUUCAAAACUUGUGAAUUAUUAACUGAAUUAAAGGUAGACAUUCCAAUCAACAGGUUUAUGCUUCAUAAAGAAAGUUCAAUUUUAGCUGUUGCAUUUGACGACCAUACAAUUCAAGUGAUUGAUCUCGACACAAGAAAAUGCAUUCGUAAAUUGCCUGACCAUAAAACUCCUAUAACAGACAUGACAAUUAGUUAUGAUGCUCGUUGGUUAAUUGUUUCAACUGAAGAUUGCUCUAUUCGUGUUUGGGAUAUUUCAUUGAUUAAGUUAAUUGAUUGGUUUCUUAUGCCUUCUCCUUGUAAAAGUUUAACAAUGUCGCCAACUGGUGAUUAUCUAGCGAUUGCGCUGGAAAAUGAUUUAGGAAUAUUUUUGUACUUUAAUUUAUCGUUGUAUCUUCCGGUCUCUCUCAAACCAAUCUCGGACUCUCAUAUACCUCGUUUGAACAAAUUGCCGAGUGUCCGUAAAGAGGAACCAGAAGGAAAAGAAGAUGAUGAUAAAGAUCAAGAUGAAGCUGAUGAAGUCGUCAAUGUUGAAGAGAACGAAACUGUCGAUAUUGAUAUGUUAGAUUUGGACUAUAAAUCUCCAGAGCAAAUAUCUAGUAAUUUAAUAACAUUGUCAUCAUUGCCAACUUCAAGAUGGAAAAAUCUUCUUAAUUUAGAUUUAAUCAAGCAACGAAACAAACCAGUCGAGCCAGUAGAGAAGCCAAAAUCAGCGCCAUUCUUCCUUCCAACAAUUGAUGGUCUUGAACCUGAUUUUGAUUUAACCCAAACUGAAACCGACGAUCAAGAUAAGAAAGAAAAAUCUAAGGUUCUUAAUAAUCUUCUAGGAGUAUCACCUUUUGGGAAACUGCUGUUAAAUUGCGCUCAAAGAAAUAAUUUCUCGCCUGUUAUCAAACAGCUUAAAGAAAUGAGUCCAAAUACAAUUGAUUCAGAGAUUCGAGCUCUUGAUGCCAUGACCCUCAAAGAUGAGGAUAUCGAGUCUGAUGAUCACACUUUACUUGCUUCCUUUUUAAUGGCAAUGGAAAGUGCUUUAGAGACUCGAAAAGAUUAUGAAUUAAUUCAAUCACUUUUAGGGCUAUUUCUUAAAAUAUACUCUCCAAUUAUUCUCAAAGACCAUAAUCUUGUGAAACAAUGCGAAAACCUUUGUGAGCUGGUGAAAAAAUUACCAAAUAGCUUACAAGAUCAAUUCAAUGAAUCGCUAUUUAUUAUCAAUUUCAUUCGAGGAACUGUAUAGGACUAAUUAACUUUUCAAUAAAGUAUCAAUUUACAUCACAA
Messenger RNA from Tetranychus urticae (two-spotted spider mite), 2942 nucleotides. Lineage: Eukaryota; Metazoa; Arthropoda; Arachnida; Trombidiformes; Tetranychidae. The record is from RefSeq and is a predicted model, not a curated record.